UGAUCGCCGGCAUGAAUCCCAUAAAAUUACGAUUUUAUACAGAGAGAUACGAAAAAGAGAAGAAAUACCAUCAGAUACAAGAAAAGUUUGUGGCCAUCGCGCGAACGAAGGCUCUGACGGGCAAGUUCUACGCGAAACACGACGUGAUCCCGGCGUCCGAGGUUCGACGAGAGUACGUCGAUCUAAUUACGAAGCGGUUCGUCUCGACCCCUAAGGAUGUUUACUCGUUCCGACCGCCAACCGUCAACAUGGAAUAUGGCUGGUUUUCGGAACCACUGAUACCUAGAACUGUGGAUCCGAGGCUACAGUUUCCAAGAAGAGAAACGGAUUUUAUCGCCAACGAACUUCGGAUUCGUCACGUUCAGAGAGGUCUACCGGUGGACAAGUUUAUCGGGAUACCGUUCAUAGCUUAACAAUCGCGAGUGG
Hylaeus volcanicus is the source of this 426-nucleotide messenger RNA. RefSeq lists its product as uncharacterized. Lineage: Eukaryota; Metazoa; Arthropoda; Insecta; Hymenoptera; Colletidae. The transcript has 2 exons. The coding region runs from base 12 to 413 and encodes 133 amino acids. The record is from RefSeq and is a predicted model, not a curated record.